AUGUCUAACAGGUUGUUUACCAACUACUCAGGGACUUAUUUUCAUACUUCGGCGUUUGUGCAAGGCACAGCGGAGGCUACUGGCAAAAAACAAUGCUACUACGCUGUGCUAGGAGUUACUCCCACGGCUUCUCAGUCGGAGAUUCGUUCAGCGUACUAUGUCAAGUGCAAAGAGACGCAUCCCGACGUCCAAUCCGCCAACAAACCUCCUGUUGAUCCUCAGCUUUUCCUCGAUGUGGCCGAGGCCUAUGCGGUGCUUGUGGACCCCGAUCUGAGACGAGCUUACGACGCGAGCAGGAACGGUUUUCAAGCCGUCGCCAGCACCGAUCCCUCAUGCUCUCCAAUGGCAGAAAACCACUUCUCCUGUUCGCCAUACGGUCCCAAAAUCAGUUUUGAUCGCGCGAGUGAAAUUUUCCGCUCUCGCCAGUUCCGCAGAUCGUCCGCUGUGAAUUGGCGACCUCCUGCCCCCUCCAACCAGACCCCUCGUAGCACGCCGCAACAGACCUCAACCGCUUCGGGACACCGUCAUUCUCCAGAAGCGGUCGAAUACUACUAUCGUUGGAAAAGCCGUUCCCUCAGACCAUUGGAUUUCUUACUUCUCGCAGUCCCUUUGAGCACUCUUACUUUCAUACUUAUUUACUACUUCGGUUAG
Molecule: messenger RNA, 651 nt
Organism: Mesocestoides corti
Lineage: Eukaryota; Metazoa; Platyhelminthes; Cestoda; Cyclophyllidea; Mesocestoididae
Source: the annotation of a GenBank genome assembly